Schistocerca cancellata (South American locust) is the source of this 5902-nucleotide messenger RNA. RefSeq names its product chromatin-remodeling ATPase INO80 (gene Ino80). Lineage: Eukaryota; Metazoa; Arthropoda; Insecta; Orthoptera; Acrididae. Gene Ontology annotation, cellular component: Ino80 complex. Gene Ontology annotation, biological process: DNA repair. Gene Ontology annotation, molecular function: ATP hydrolysis activity; ATP-dependent chromatin remodeler activity; histone binding. The record is from RefSeq and is a predicted model, not a curated record. The transcript is spliced from 3 exons. Bases 605 to 5299 code for a protein of 1564 amino acids.
UCAAUGAUGGCGUCGAGAAAUAUCAAAGUUGCUCAAAAGGAGCGAGAACACUGUAGAUUUCGAAUCACUUUGAGUUUCGAAAUUGGAUAGUUGAAUAACCAGUGAAAUGGUCUUGAAAGUUCAUAAAUGGCCAAUAUUAUUUCUGCACAUUUUAUUUUUAUACAGUUUGCAUGCAGUGGUGUUUAAACAUGUUUUCUAAACGCGACGCUAACCUAGAUUUAUGUGGUUUGUGAAGUAACAUGGCUUGAAUAUGUGGAAUCUAAGCAUGUCAGUGCUUUUACGUUCCGUACCGUAUAGCAGGGAUUGCACGUGAGACACACCACGAUGUGGAGCGCAAUGGAGCUGCGAAAUACCAUAUAUAGUCGUACGUCUAGUUGUGCAUCAGUUUGUGAAGUUAGAUUAUUAUCUACCUACAACAACAGUUUGUCAUGAUGGUGUUGUUUGGUUACGAGUAAGUUCAAACGGUGUUCCGUAAAAUUGUUGGACGAGGUCUUCGUGUGUGGAUGUUUAUCAACAUGGAACAUACGCAGCUGAUGUUUAUUGAUGUAGCAUAUUAAAGAGUAACCAGUUUACAUAUUUACAUGAUUUAGUUUAAGUACAUAAAAUGGCUAGUUCUUCGACACCCGCUUCUACAGAAAUUGCAGAACCACUGCAUAUUCAACUCCUGAAGAAGUAUCUCGAUGUGGGGCCCUUCCUGUCGUAUGUGGAAAAAAUUUUCAAUACGCCUGUAAAUGAGAGUGACCUUUCUUCAGAUUCUGAUGCCGAAUUAUCGGAAGACUUGAAAGGAAAACUAUUUGCCUAUGGAUUCUCCACGAAAGAAGAAAGGCGUUCAGACCGUGUACGUCUGUAUAAUUUUGAAGAUGUGAGGACUGACAGAUUGUGGCUGAGAGAUAUUCUUGUGAGUGACACAUCGAGUUCUUCCGAUGAAGAUGUACCGCCAAGAGAGAGACUGCAGAGAAUGCUUAAAAUGCACGUACUUAGAAAAAAGUAUCAGAAGAAAUUCUAUGAAGAUCCACAGAACCACCAGUAUCAAUAUUAUGGCUCAGGGCUUGUGUCAAAUUAUGACAGGUUCCCUGAACAUCAGAAAUUUGUUCAGGGAACCAAGAGAAAGAGAAAGGAGAGAAAACAAGAAACAAAACCUCGGAAAAUGAGGAAAGUAACAACAAAGGAGCAGAAUGCUGCAUCUGAUGCUAAGGAUGCAAGUGUUGCAGAUGAUACAGAAUGUGAAGAUGGAUACCCAAAUGUGAAGGAGGAGGAUCCAGAUUCACUCUUUGAAAAUCCACCAUCUCUGAAGAGUACACGUGCCAAGAGAAAAUCAUAUAAAAUGGCAGAGAUCAUGACAGCGAGAAGAAAGAAAAUUUUUGCAAUGCUUGCAAAACGAGAACUUGGAAAAAUUCAACGUGCAAAAGUAAACAACCAUAAAGAAGUUCUUGCUUCAUGCAGACGAAUGGCACAUGGUUGUAUGCGUGCAUGUCGUCAGAAGGCUGUGCAGUCUCAGAAGAAUAUGAAGGAAACAGUAUGGCGAGCAAAACGCCUUACAAGGGAAAUGCAGUCGUACUGGAAGAGGUAUGAUCGUGUAGAACGUGAAGCAAGGCGUCGUCUGGAGAGAGAGGCAGAGGAACAACGUCGAUUGGAUGUAGAGUUGAUGGAAGCAAAGCGGCAGCAGCGUAAACUCAAUUUCCUUAUUACACAGACUGAAUUGUAUGCCCAUUUCAUGUCACGUAAGCUUGGCAGUGGUUCUCAGGAAGAGAGACUUCGCAUUCUUAGCCAACUUGAAGAGGAGAAGCUGCCACGACUUGCAGCAUUUGAUGAUUAUGAUGGUGAGCAAAUGAAACAGAAGGCAGAAAGAAAUGUUCGUGAAGCAGUGACAGCAGAGCGCAAUCGAUCCAAUCAGUUCUACAAGGGUACAACAAGUGAUGGAAUUGCUGGCCGUGACUUUGGGGAUGAUCUAAGCUUAAGUGAGACUGGUGUCAGUGCUGUUGAUGAACGUCCUCAACCCUCCAUUUUUAAAGGACAAUUGAAACAUUAUCAGUUGAAAGGAAUGAAUUGGAUUGCUAAUCUUUAUGAUCAAGGCAUCAAUGGUAUUUUGGCAGAUGAGAUGGGUCUGGGAAAGACUGUGCAAUCCAUUGCAUUUUUAUGUCAUGUAGCUGAGAAGUAUGACAUAUGGGGACCAUUUCUGGUUAUCUCUCCUGCAUCCACUCUACAUAACUGGCAACAAGAGAUGGCUCGGUUUGUACCAGAAUUCAAAGUGGUUCCAUAUUGGGGAAGUCCACAAGAAAGAAAGAUUCUGCGACAGUUCUGGCAUCGGAAGGAUAUGCAUACAAGAGAUGCAAGUUUUCAUGUUGUCAUCACAAGUUACCAACUUGUUAUUACUGAUCUAAAAUAUUUUAAUCGUAUAAAAUGGCAGUAUCUUGUCUUGGAUGAAGCUCAAGCUCUAAAGAGCACCAACAGCGUUCGAUGGAAGAUGCUUUUGGGGUUUACCUGUCGAAAUCGUCUUCUGCUAAGUGGAACACCAAUACAGAACAGCAUGGCUGAACUGUGGGCACUGUUGCAUUUUAUUAUGCCAACUCUGUUUGAUUCUCAUGAAGAAUUUAAUGAAUGGUUCUCUAAGGAUAUUGAAAACCAUGCUGAAAACAAGACAGGUAUUGAUGAAAAACACUUAUCACGGUUGCACAUGAUCCUGAAGCCAUUUAUGUUGCGUAGGAUCAAGAAGGAUGUAGAAAAUGAGCUCUCUGAUAAGAUUGAGGUAAUGAUGUAUUGCCCUUUGACAACUCGCCAGAAGUUGUUGUACGAUGCGCUAAAGAAAAAGAUUCGUAUUGAAGAUCUUUUGUAUUCAUCCGCCGGUUCUAGUCAGUCGUCCCAGAAUCUCACUUCGAAUUUGCUUAAUCUAGUAAUGCAGUUUCGGAAGGUCUGUAAUCACCCAGAGUUAUUUGAAAGACGUAGUGCAAAGUCUCCUUAUUUUUUUAAAUUGUCUGAUUAUUUACUACCUCGAUUGAUUUAUGAUGAUGGUAUUUUAUGUCACAGCUUCCCCAGUAAGAAGCAUAUCUUAUAUAAUCAUUUGAAUAUAUUUGCACCUCACUAUGUCCACAGUUCUCUACUAGAUGAUGAUGCUUCAGGACAGAUAAAGUGUUUCUCAUUCUCUAAUUUGGCUGGCAUUUCUCCAACAGAAAUCAGUGAUGUAGCUUUGGGAGGACUUUCAAGGGCGCUAAUGUUUCUUCCGGCAGUUUAUAAGCUUCAAGAAAAGAUUUUCUUCUGGAAUUAUUGUGGUCUCCUAGACACUUCAUUUAAGUGGCGGUAUCUGCUACUGCUACAGCCCUUGCGUGUCACAUCAGCUCCAUCUCUAUCGUGUAGUAUUGUAUUGAGUCAUUUAGUCUUUACAUCAGUUUCUAGCAUGGAAAAUACAAUAUAUUGCCACACACAGCACAUACAUACCUCUAUCCCAGAAACUCCAGAGCACAGAAUCCACCGAAGCCGUGCAGCUUUUCUCGAUAGGCAGCGAAAUACUGAUUUUAGGAAGCUUGUUGGUGGCUUAGGAGUGAUGCAACCUGAAGUAGACACAGCUGAUGCAGAUGGAGGACACAGUGAGAUGUUUGCAUGUGAUGUGUGGAUACAAGAUGAAGAGGCAGAUGAGCAAGAGCACUGGGCACUGCCUCCACAGAGUCCCGCUGAGGUAGAGGCUGAUGGUGAAGCUGAUGGGGAAAUUGAAGGAGAGCAACCAAGUUCACCAGUUUUAUCGUCUGCAGAGACUCAUUCUCCACCAUCCCAAACAGGAAAGGGACGUGGGAGUAAAGAAAGAAGCAGGGUCAAAGAAGAGGAUAAUUUCCCUGUUCUUCCUGAAUUUCCACACAGACCAAGGAAGCCACGCAUACUACCGUGUGAACCUACACGUAUGCCUCCAUUCCUGUUUUCUGGCUGUCCAAAGGCUCAUGCACCACCUCCGGAACUGUACUGUGUCAGCAGAAAAGCAGCGUGGGAACAGCAGGACUUGAUGAGGUGGUCAUCACCUGAGUCACUCAGUGGCUUGUGGGAAGAAUUGUGGGGAUCUCCAGCAGGAAUUGAGGCAACAGCACCACCUCAUGGUUGGUCACGUAUUGUACCACCAGAUGGCCGAUCACUAGUUACAGACUCAGGAAAACUGACCGUUCUAGAUGGCCUGUUGAAGAGGCUUCGUGAGCAAGGGCACAGAGUCCUCAUCUAUUCACAGAUGACUCGUAUGAUAGAUCUGCUGGAAGAGUAUGCACGCCAUCGUAAACUGACGUAUAUGAGACUUGAUGGCUCAAGCAAGAUUUCAGAGAGACGAGAUAUGGUUGCAAGUUUUCAGCAGCGUGAAGAUAUUUUUGUAUUUCUCCUCAGUACUAGGGCUGGAGGCCUGGGUAUUAAUCUUACAGCAGCAGAUACUGUUGUAUUCUAUGACAGCGAUUGGAACCCUACGAUUGAUCAACAGGCAAUGGACAGAGCUCAUCGUCUUGGACAAACAAAACAGGUGACAGUGUACCGACUGGUAUGCAAGGGCACAAUUGAGGAACGCAUGCUACAGCGUGCACGAGAAAAGAGUGAGAUACAACGGAUGGUGAUUAGUGGUGGAAAUUUCAGGCCAGAUUCUCUCAAACCAAAAGAAGUAGUAUCACUUCUGCUCGGUGAUGAAGAAAUAGAGAAGAGGUAUAGACAGCGUCAGGAAGAGAGACGAGCACGUGCUGCUGCUGAUGAUGUAGAUGGGCGGAAGAGAAAACAGAAGUUGGAUGCUGAUAUGUCAAGAAGGGAUAGUGAUACUGAAAGUGGCAGUACAGCUACUGGAAGUCUGCCGAGUAGCGUCACAGAAGGAGCCCUCGCAGGUCCCUUGGAAGAAUCAGAAGAUGGAACACGUUCUCAGAUCCUUCCACAUGAGGAAUUUCCUCCAAUACUUGGUUCCACGGGAGUGAUUCCUGGACGACCCAGGACUGGUCGCGGAGGAAGACGCGGUAGGCCAAGAGGUUCUAGGCGUGCAAUUAUUGAUGGACGACCUCUACCACAACCUGUGAAACCUCAAGUAGCCCCAGUGAAAGAAGUAGAGGUACCUGUUCCUGUUUCUGUCCCAAUGCGUCAGCCCGGGCAGGCUCCUCCAGUAGUACGCAGGGGCCCCGGUCGGCCACGACUGCGACCUUUAGGGCCGUCACAUCAAGGAGGUAGAGGAGGCAGAGGUUCCAGAGGACCUCGUGGGAGAGGUGCCUCUGGGCCACUCCCUGUACCUCUACCAUUGAGAUAUGAUCCGACAUCAACACCACCUCCGAGCCCUUUUAACUUUUAUUCUCAAACAGAAUAGUGUGUGUGUGUGUGUGUGUGUGUGUGUGUGUGUGUGUGUGUGUGUGUACACGUGCACCUGUAGCCUCUGGAGUUUGUUGUUUCACUUUGAUUCUGUUUAUUAAGAGUAUCCAUAGUGUAUUGGCUGCAGGUAGAAUAUAUGUUGCUGGCGCAUUGAAUACUGAGAUGUCUGUGCAAAGUAUUCGAUCUUUUCUGAGAUUUUCCAGCCUAAAACCUUCCUAUCUGCUACUGUUGUAUAGGCUGUCGAAGCUCUGUUUUGUUCAGAAGAAGAAAGUGGUUCUGAAGUGAUCAAGCAUCCCAGUCAAGUGUGCAGUAACCACAGGUUACAAAAAAUAGUGCAAUUGUUUUAAGACUUUCAUUUUAUAUAAGGGUGUUUAAUUCCUUCCUUUCUGUUGUUCAACUCUCUACUCGGUCACAAUUUGUACUAAUAUUUAAUAUUUGAAUGGAAUCAUGUCUAACAGUAUGAUAUACUUGUGGUAUGUAAACAAAAUGUGCAAUUUCAGUGUUGGUAGUGAGAAUCUAAUUCUCCAAAUGUGGAAUGUUCGCUCUCUUCAGUAGUUGUUUCUGUAAAAUUGUAAUAAAUGUCUUAAAUGAUGGCUCCAGA